UUUAAAUUAGGAAAAAAGAAGCUAUAGAAUACUAAGCUUUAGUGGAUGGCUUUAGUUAAUUGUAUACUAACAUCAGUAAUAAUGAAAAUUCGAGAACAGACAUUUUCUCAGAAAAAAUAAAAAAUGCAGGAACAGGUCUACUGUUAAUAUUUAUUUAUAUAUAUUACGUACAGUAUCACAAACUCGACUACGAAGACUACAAACAUGGCUGAAACAAAGCGCAUUUUUACGGACGAGAGAUGGAGUCUUCAGGGAAAAACAGCUCUGGUGACUGGGGGAUCUCGUGGCAUAGGGCAUGCCAUAGUGGAAGAACUAGCCAGAUUUGGAGCCAUAGUUCACACCUGUUGUCGCAAAGAGAGUGAGUUGGAGCAGUGUUUGGAAGAGUGGAAAAAGAAGGGUUUCAUAGUAAGUGGUUCAGUGUGUGAUGUGUUAUACAGAGACCAAAGAGAGAAACUUAUGGAAACUGUGUCUUCUAUUUUCCAAGGGAAGCUCAACAUUCUUGUAAAUAAUGCUGCGAAAGUAAUACCGAAGGAUUCCAUUGAGUACACGGCUGAAGAUAUUUCGACUCUAAUGGGUACCAACUUUGAAUCUGGUUUCCAUUUAUCACAACUUAGUCAUCCGCUUUUUAAAGCUUCUGGAAAUGGAAGCAUUGUCUUCAUUUCUUCUGUGGCUGGAUCUAUGGCUCUUCCAGCUUGUUCUAUCUAUGGUGCAACAAAAGGAGCAAUGAACCAAAUAACAAAGAACUUGGCGUGUGAAUGGGCAAAGGACAGCAUUCGUGUAAACACAGUUGCUCCUUGGGUUACAAGAACCAAAAUGUUGGAGGGCUUUACGGAAGAUGGCAAUAUUGAAAAGGGAAUCGUUGGUCAAGUAAUUGACCGAACUCCAAUUAGACGAGUAGGAGAGACUAAUGACAUUUCAUCUGUGGUGGCUUUUCUUUGUCUACCUGCUGCUUCAUAUGUCACUGGCCAAAUUAUUACUGUUGAUGGAGGAUUUACUGUGAAUGGCUUCCCAAACCCAUCUCCUGCUGAGCUCUAGUAGAUUAUAUAUAUAAAUAUAUAUAUAUUAAAGUUUUAAGAAAAAAUGAAUUUGAUGUUGUAUGUUUUGUUGGUAAUUAUAUAUGCUCGACAAUGCUUUCUAAUAAAAAAAAUAAUCUUUGAAUUCA
Messenger RNA from Humulus lupulus (European hop), 1162 nucleotides. Its product is annotated as tropinone reductase homolog At5g06060-like. Bases 205 to 1035 code for a protein of 276 amino acids. Gene Ontology annotation, molecular function: oxidoreductase activity. The transcript has 5 exons. NCBI's taxonomy places the organism in Eukaryota, Viridiplantae, Streptophyta, Magnoliopsida, Rosales, Cannabaceae. The record is from RefSeq and is a predicted model, not a curated record.